Molecule: messenger RNA, 1506 nt
Organism: Pyricularia grisea
Lineage: Eukaryota; Fungi; Ascomycota; Sordariomycetes; Magnaporthales; Pyriculariaceae
Exons: 2
Coding region: 1-1506 (501 amino acids)
Biological process (GO): positive regulation of transcription by RNA polymerase II
Cellular component (GO): nucleus
Molecular function (GO): transcription cis-regulatory region binding; DNA-binding transcription factor activity
Source: RefSeq, a predicted model, not a curated record
AUGUCAAUUGACCAAAGCUCCGUUCGUCAUACAGAACCAAAUCAUGAAAGCGGUCUUGUCUCAGUGUCAAGGACAGACGCAGCAAACACUCCCAGCUCCACAUCUACACAACGAGAGGACGCGUCGCUGCACUCGGCAGCCUGGCGACGCGAUGAACUCCAACAAGAACUGCGCACCCUCAUUUUCAAGACGGCUGCCACGGCCGCGCCUACCAGGCAAUGUACGCCAGAUGGACUAGCUGCUAAUCAAGAUGGAGUUUCUGCACUGGUCUCGCCAUUGAGCGGCAACAUUCACGAUUCCGAGCAACAAACUGUCGAGUACAUGCUCUGUCAAGGGCGUAACGCCGAGUAUUUGGCAAACUACAUUUCAGAGAUUGCUCCCUGGCUUGAUAUGUUCGACAGUCACCGUGCUUUUGGAAUACAAGUUCCACUUCUCGCCCGCUCAACGCCCGCGCUUAUGUAUGCCAUGUUGGCGUUGUCUGCCAGGCAUCUAGAACGCAAGGCAGCCAGCUCUGCAAACCAAAGCGUUACCGGGAACAGUAGGCCCAGGAGCAGUGGCUCACUCGACAGCUUAGAGCUCUACCAAGAGGCGAUACGACUCGUUGGUCCCCUUCUCGAGGUCCGCGAUUUUCGCGUUGUCCCUAUUUGUACAAUCCUUUGCGUCAUGGAGAUGAUGUCGGUGAGCGCUCAAGGUUGGAGACAACAUCUGGAGGGCUGUGCCGCUCUUUUUGAUGCCUUUGGUGUUCAUGGUUUUAGCGGUCAGCUCUCGCAGGCUGUUUUCUGGUGCUACGCCAGGAUGGACCUCUGUGGCGCUCUCAUUUCUGACGGGACACAAAGCACCUUGGUGCCUCUCUCCCGAUGGGCUCCCUCAGUGGCCAUAGACAACGCUCAAGACGUGGCCGGGCUCUUUUGUGCCUCCAAGGAUCCCGACAUGCAUGCUAACUACGCAGUCUAUCUCUGCUCAAAAGUAUGUGACCUCAUUGCCAGCCGCACGCAGUUCGUCGAGCUAGGCAAUGAAAACGGUUGUGAUGACUCUGAGUACACCGCCCGAUGGCUAUGUUUGUGGACCGAAUUGCAGAGAUGGACUGACGAACGACCUGUCGACAUCCUCCCCAUCCAGGUCGUCGAGGCGUCAGAAUCGUCCCCGUUCCCCCAUGUCUUGUUUCUCCACUGGGCUGCAAUUUCAUCAACUCAACUCUACCACACAGCAUGUCUUUUGUUAUUAGGCAUGUUGCCUUUAGCCGAACAGUGCCAUCUUCCGAGGGGGCAAGUCGGCUCUCAAGUCUACCACGCCAAGCGCAUAUGUGGCAUCUCGCAGACAAAUCCCCAUCAGGGCUGUUUGAACAAUGCCAUUCAGCCCCUUUGGUUGGCUGGGCGCCUUCUAAGCCAUCCGGUCGAGCACAAGAUCGUGGUUGAGCUCAUCCGGGAUAUUGAAGCUACGACCGGUUGGGGCACGAGCUGGCGCAUCCCAGAUCUUGAGGUUGCCUGGGGUUUCCGUGCGGAAUGA